This is a messenger RNA of Eremothecium cymbalariae DBVPG#7215, 762 nucleotides long. RefSeq names its product Mei4p (gene MEI4). The record is from RefSeq and is a predicted model, not a curated record. NCBI's taxonomy places the organism in Eukaryota, Fungi, Ascomycota, Saccharomycetes, Saccharomycetales, Saccharomycetaceae. Bases 1 to 762 code for a protein of 253 amino acids. The transcript has a single exon.
AUGUCGUGGCUAUUACCUACUUACAGGACAUUCAGAUGGAGUAUAGUGCUUCCAUCACUUCCUGCUGAAAUCUUUGAUGUGGUUAAUGCUUUGCAGUUGUUUAUUGUCAGUCAUUAUUCGUUUCAUUCAGGCAAUGAACCUGUGGUCAAAUACGUGACUCAAACAUUGUAUUAUAAGUUCAUCCUUGAGCAAUGGGAUAAAGACAUACAAGGUUUCCAUAAAAACCGUCAUUUGGGGGGGUUAUUUAGAGAAUACCAGACGGUAGCUUCGUUUGAUUGGGCUAGAUUAUUCAGACAACAAAGACGAAUGAUCGUUAUGAUCUUAAGAUUCCGUGCCAAAUACAACAAGAAUGGUAAUAUGGUCGUUCGAUGCGUGAUGUAUAUUCUGCAGAUUUUGGAAAGUAUGACAAGGUGUUAUCUAAACUUACAGAGAUGUGGUUCAAGCAAACCUCUUACACAUAAGAAAGCAUAUGUGGAAAUCUAUAAUGAACGAUCGAGGAAUUUUGAUACAAAGUACGUUACAGAGAUGAUGAACGUAGUCAAGAGACACCAUGACUCUAUAAAGAAGGUAGAAAUGAUGAUUAAAGAAACUUUUAAACUUCUCGGUGCGUUAAAUUGGAAGGAGCUCCAAUUCACUAAAAAGGAUCAACAUGAGCUAAUGUGCUAUCGCAAGUUUAUUCAGUGCUCAUUACUACUAACAGAUAACACAACACUUAUUGCCAAUUUCAGACUUGUAAUAAAUAGCUGGCCAACAAAAUCGUAG